AUGGAUAUUCCCUUGAAAUCAAAACCAAAGGUAUCUACAGUGAACCUACUUGCAGAUUCCAAAUUUGAAAUAGGGUCAACCACAAAUUCAUCAGCCCCAUUGGAUAUAGACAACAAUGACAAAGAUGAACCAUCUCAAUUGAACCCUAAUUAUCUAAAAAUUCGACACAGUUCAAAGAAUCAACAACAAGACCAGCAACAACUAGAAGGAUUUCCUCCAAAUUAUACAUUUUCUCGACGAUACUCGGAAACAGAGAAGAACAAUUUUGACCCUGAAACUGGACAUAGAAUAUUUGCUGAUGGUAAAAUCCGACCUCAUCAAGUUAAGCACGAACACAUGGGUUCAAGAAAUACAUUUACUAAUAUCAAUGAUUUUAAUAAUUCCAGUGAAGUAGGUAGAACUAAUGGCAACAACCACAUCACCAACAACAUCAAUGACAGUAACAACAACAACAACAACAAUUUUAAUAACAACCAGUUACAUGCAAGAUCUCACGAUAGCAAUGUAGGCUAUAAAGAUGAAACGGGAUACGAAGAGUUUAUACCGGGAUUAGAUUUUUCGAGUCUUGUUUCCAAAUGGAACAGCAAUUCUAAUUCUAAUUUGGAUUUGACACGAAACACUACAAAUGUGAGUUUGUAUACCACACAUUCAAACACACCAAGAAGUCGAGAUGGGUCAUACCUUGAUUUAAAUCUAUUGCAUUCCAAAGUGGCCCCACAGCCUAUCAAAACUUCAACUGAUCAACAAAGAAAUUUAUCUUACUCUAAAUUGCAUGAAUUUAUGAAAACUAAACAACAAAAAAAUGCUUACAAUAGUAAUAAUAACAACGACGAGGACAAUGAUAUAGUACUGUUAACAAAAGACAAUUUUUCUCGAUCAUCAUCAGGAUUAGGUUCUAGCCCUGGUUCUGUCAAGCGUGAAACUUCUGCUAGUUCUAUGGCAGAAACUUCAAAAGCAAGAAAGAAACAAAAAUCAGCGAUCGACCCGAUCACUGGCGAGGUCAAUUACGAACUAAUCAUAAAUAGUUUGCCGCCCAAUUUCAAUGAUAUGCCAUAUUCUCAACGUAAGAAAUUGGUAAAAUCAUUUUCCGAAUCAAUUGAUUAUUCGCAGUUUUCAUUGUUUGCUAAGAACUAUCUUGGUUCCUCAGUGGGUUCUGCUAAGACAUUGAAAGGGAGUAGUAGUGGUACUGGUAUAGCAUCUGCAAGUAGUAGUUUAUCUCGUCGAAAUCGUGUGGGGAGUCUCAAUACACUUGCCGGAAGAUUGUUGGCAAGAACUUCGACUACUGAUUUCAAGAAACUCCAAGAAGCAAUGAAACCAAAGUACAAUGUUGAUGAAAAAGGUGCUAUUGUUUUGGGUCACGAAUUGGGUAAAGUAAUAGGGUUCGGUGCAUGGGGGACAAUCAGAGAGUGUACUGACCAGCAAGAUGGAACCAUACGAGCUAUAAAGAUUGUAAAGUCAACUCGUGACUUUGAUGGAGGGCCAGGAAUUGGGAACCAUUCUAGUGGUAAUUUGAAUUCCAAAACUGAUUUAACUGGUUCCAUGAAGAGCAAAAAUCCUCGAGUUUUAGAAGUUUUCAAAAAAGAAAUUCAGAUAUGGAAACAAUUGCACCAUGAUAAUAUAUUGCCACUAAUAGACUACUAUGAAACUGAAGAUGCGAUUUUUUGUAUCAUGAACAGAAUAAAUGGGGGAACUUUAUUUGAAGUUGUUGAUUCCUGGGGACAAUUCAACGCUAGAGUUAAUCUCAUUUGUGGACCGUUAGAAUACCUGUUUGAAGAGCAACGUCAUAGACUUUUAAAAGUGAUUGAAUGUGCUCGUCAAAUAGUUCAAGCAUUGCUCUAUAUGCACGAAGAAAAGGGGAUAGUACAUGGAGAUCUUAAAUUAGAGAAUGUUUUAGUGGAAAGAGAAAAAGGUAACUGUAAAAUGAUUUUAUGUGAUUUUGGAAUGUCGAGAGUUUAUAGUUCAAGAAUUAGUCGCAAAUCAUCGAAAAGACACAUUCACUACAAGGGCAACAAUAAACUAUCGAUUGAUGGCGAUCUUGAAGAUACACUUAUGAUGAGAAGCAGAUCUUCCAAUAUUGAAUUUCGGAAACCGUAUUUUGGCGGUGAUUCACCAAGUUCUCGCAAAUUAGAUUUUGAUAUAAGAGAUGAUUCACGGGUUGGACUAGCAAAUUUUUUCCGAGCUCAUGGCCCUUCAAUGCAAUCAAUUCAUUUGACUCCAGUUGUUUCAGAAAACGGACAUUCGCCAUCUGAUGGCUAUUUUGAUAUCACAAACAAAAAUGAUAACGGUGGCAACAACGAUAAACCAAUGUUUUCAAGAUAUCAACAGGUGUGUAAUGACGGUAAAGAAGAACAUGGCAUUGAUUCGGGUUUGCCUCAUUCUCAUAUUGGAUCAUUACCUUAUGCAUCACCGGAAAUUUUACAACCUUCUCCGCCACCUUUGGGUCCUAGUGCUGAUGUAUGGGCAUUUGGUGUAUUGAUGUAUGCAAUGAUUGUUGGAAGAUUGCCAUUUCAACAUCAUUAUGAACCCAGAUUGAGAGCAAUAAUUGCCUCAGGUAAAUUCAAUAAAUUGGAUUUACGCAAGGCAUGUUUAUUAGAGUGGGUGUUAAAAGAAGAUGCUAAACAGAAGCAACAAAAUCAACAACAAAAUUCCGACUCAACUGAUAAUAACGGUUCUAGUUGGACUAAUGAGCUUCUUAAUUCAAAUUCAUUAAUUGAUAUGAAUAGACAAAACGAUUUAAUAAAGUUAGAAAAUGAAUGGUGCAAGUAUAAAGAUAAACGAGAAUUUGAGUGGUUAUAUGACAUUGUAAUUGGUUGUUUAGAACCAGAUAUAACGAAGCGAUGGGAUAUGGAAAUGAUUAAUGACCAAAUUUGUACAUUUAGUAGUAUAUAG
Molecule: messenger RNA, 2889 nt
Organism: Candida albicans SC5314
Lineage: Eukaryota; Fungi; Ascomycota; Pichiomycetes; Serinales; Debaryomycetaceae
Product: protein kinase
Exons: 1
Coding region: 1-2889 (962 amino acids)
Biological process (GO): protein phosphorylation
Molecular function (GO): ATP binding; protein kinase activity
Source: RefSeq, a predicted model, not a curated record